CUUUCACGUGUGGGUGUGGCUUUGCUCUAACAGCAUUCAUCUAUCUUGAGGCUCCGAUUCACCACAGGCCCUGAUUUUUGAAUCGCUCCAGAAUUUGAAGUUUCCCAUUUGUUUUUUUUUUUUUGUUUUUUGUUUUUUGUUUUUGGGGUUUUGAUUCGGCGUUUUCAAGAUCAUGAGGUGGUACAGAAGGGGAAAGCUCGCUCUCGAUCAUUUUCACAGCUUGGCUUCGAGGGUUGCGCCUCAAAAACCAAUUUUUCAGCGUAGUUCGAGGAUUUGCCCAUCUGGGUAUGUGGAUUCAGGUUCAAAGGGAGCUAGCUUUAAUGGGUUCUCUACGUUUUGUUCAAUUUCUAAGAGAUUAGGCAUACAAGGUGUUGUUGGAGUUACCAGGAACCAUCGCAACCCAUCUCUUUGUGGGGCUAAGAGAUUUUACUAUGUGGAUCCUCAAAAUGUGCACCAUUUCAAGCCAAGAGGGCCAAAGCGUUGGUUUCAGAAUCCUAGGCAUGUUUUCAUUGUUGUGAUGGUUGGUUCAGGGGUUUUUGUCACUGUGUAUUUUGGGAACUUGGAAACAGUUCCUUACACCAAGCGAACCCAUUUGAUUCUGUUGUCGAAAGCCAUGGAGAGGAAGGUUGGGGAGAGCCAGUUUGAGAAGAUGAAGGUUGCUUUUAAGGGGAAGAUAUUGCCUCCUAUACAUCCUGAAAGUGUGAGGGUGACCAUGAUAGCGAAGGAUAUAAUCGAUGCAUUGCAGAGAGGGUUGAGAAAGGAGCAGGUUUGGAGUGAUUUGGGGUAUGCAUCGGAGAACGUUGGGCUGGUCGAAGGAGAUGGAAGGGAGACACUGAAUGCAUUGGCUGGGAGUGAACAGAAGCUUGAAGGGAUUUGGCACAAGGAGGAUGAGAUUCUUGAUGACAAAUGGGUUCAGCAAAGCAGGAAAAAGGGUCAGGAAAGAGGGUCACAGGCUGCUACAUCGCACUUGGAUGGAUUGAAUUGGGAAAUUUUGGUGGUAAAUGAGCCUGUUAUUAAUGCCUGCUGCUUACCUGGUGGGAAGAUAGUUGUGUUCACUGGUUUGUUAGAGCAUUUCAAUAGUGAUGCAGAGAUAGCAACUAUUAUUGGACAUGAGGUUGGGCAUGCUGUGGCAAGACACAGUGCAGAGGGGAUUACAAAGAACUUGUGGUUCGCAAUUCUACAGUUGAUACUUUAUCAAUUUGUCACACCUGAUAUUGUCAACACAAUGUCAUCCCUUUUCUUGCACCUACCUUUCUCCCGGAGGUAUGUUUUAUUCACUGUCUCUCUCUAACCAAAUGAU
This is a messenger RNA of Cajanus cajan (pigeon pea), 1300 nucleotides long. The record is from RefSeq and is a predicted model, not a curated record. NCBI's taxonomy places the organism in Eukaryota, Viridiplantae, Streptophyta, Magnoliopsida, Fabales, Fabaceae.